CGGGGCAGCCAUGGCGGCGCUGCGUGCCGCGCUGCUGGCGCCGCUGCUGGCGCUGAGCCGGGCCGGGCCGGGGCCGGCGCCCUCCGCCCGCGUGGAAGUGGCUCUGUCGGGGCCGGGAGACGCGGACGGCGACGGGGCCGGGACGGCGGCGGGGCCCGGAGGCUCCUACACGCUGCGCGGGGCCUUGCUGGGCGCGGCGGGAGGCGGGAGCGGGCUGGGCCGCGGGGCGCCGCGGGAAGUGGAGAUCGGGGGCCGGCUGGUGCUGGUGGGGGAUGCGGAGCCAGAGCUGGGUGCUGCUGACAGCUGGAUCGGGGUGGUGCCCGUGGGCGAGGAGCCGACUGACAGCCCCCGCAGCACCAAGGAGGAGUCCUUCACCGCCGCCGUGGUCAGCAAGAUGAAGCGAGCCCUGGUGCUGGGGGCCUCGGCCCUGCUCAUCCUGGCGCUGAACCAGAAUGCGAUCCGAGAGGUAGGGGAGCCCCGCAGUCCUACCAGCGCUCUGGGUGCUCUCCUGCCCCUCUCAGAGCUGUUGCUUUUCUGUCUGGUGCAGCUGGACGUCUCCCAGCUCCUUGCCAAGCCUGUCAUCGUGAUCCAAUCCUCGGACAAUGUCACCAGGCUGCUGGGAGCGCUGCUGCGAGGACUACGGGCUACAGCGAAGAUCACGUACCAGGCAGUGCUGCUGGAGAACCUGGGGGUGACGCUCACCCUGUGGUCCACCUGCGGCCUGUCCCGAGGGGGCCUCUACGGCGAGUGGCAGGGCGUCAUCUGCACCGGGGAGAACAGCUCGCAGGUCCAGAAGUACCUGCAGCAGCUGUGGAACACCAUCCUGCUUGUCGCUCUGCUCCUCUGCACGGGGGUGAUCGUGCAGGCGCAGCGGCAGUCACGGCAAGGCCUGUCGGAGCGGGACGCCGAGCUGGACCUGAAGCAGCACAUUCGGCGGCGGCUGUUGGCCCUGAAGACGCGGCGGUACCAUCCCGGCAAGGCGCUGCGGAGCCGGGCCUGUGAGAUAGAUAGCUGCGCCGUGUGCCUGGACCAGUUCUGCAAGAGCCAGUGGCUGCGUGUGCUGCCAUGUUCCCAUGAGUUUCACCGGGACUGUGUGGACCCCUGGCUCCUCCUGCAGCAGACCUGCCCGCUCUGCAAGCAUAACAUCCUAGGGAACUGCUGUGGAGAGAGCUAGUCAGCCCAGUGGAAGCGCUCUGGGGACAGACGGACCCAUGGCUGCUCUGGGAAGAGCUGGGGAAGGAUGGGGCAGGCGUGGGGUGAGCUGUGCUUGGAGCUGGAGCAGGCUCAGCGCGGCCGUGCCCUUUGCAGCACCAGACAGUGCCUGGCCCUUAGGAGAGUGAAGGCUUUGGGGGGUUCUCCCUGCUUGGCGUGAGUAGAGGGGCCAGGGGCAUGGCUGGGCAUUAGCCAAAUGGCUGGGGCUGGGGGAUGGGUGCCAGGGAAGGCACUCCUGGGUAUAACUGGGGAGGGGCCACUGAGGCUGUUGGCAGAGUCUGCAGGCACUGAAGGGAAGAGCCCAGGCCUGGCUGUUCCCUCUCCCUGCUCAUCAUUUUUCUAAGUCUUUUCUAUUUGCCUGUGGCUGCAACAGGUGGGCAGCGCCAGGCUGGGAGCCCGCACCUGGGGCUCUGCCACAGCUGAGGGACGGAACAGAUCUGCUCAUGGUGGGGAUGGGGGUGGGGGUGGGGUGGGGGGAAAGACCACCUUAUUUAUACUAACUUAUUAGAAAGGACAGUAUGAGUUAGCUGAACACAGGAGUGCUCGGGGACUCGCUGUGAGCCUGUGAGGGCUCUUGUUCCAUGUGGCAGCUGGAGCUGCAGCACUACUUGUGGCUGUUGCUAUUAAAUACAGAGCUCAGAGAGGCUGC
Messenger RNA from Numida meleagris (helmeted guineafowl), 1861 nucleotides. RefSeq names its product ring finger protein 215 (gene RNF215). The record is from RefSeq and is a predicted model, not a curated record. The transcript is spliced from 9 exons. Lineage: Eukaryota; Metazoa; Chordata; Aves; Galliformes; Numididae. Gene Ontology annotation, molecular function: ubiquitin protein ligase activity; frizzled binding. Bases 11 to 1174 code for a protein of 387 amino acids. Gene Ontology annotation, biological process: ubiquitin-dependent protein catabolic process; Wnt receptor catabolic process; negative regulation of canonical Wnt signaling pathway.